GAGUAAAAAUCACGGCUAAAGAUACUCAUAUCUAUAGCCGCGGUAUAAACAUAGAAUAAUAAUUGUUUCACGGUAUAAGGUCUAGACCACAGAAUAACCCUUUUUAUAUUAUAGCCAGUCCGUGGACAAAACCCAAGUGGAUUCACCUUGGACCAAACAUAAGAUUAUCAUUUAUCAUUGUUUUUGUUAUCUGUAACAAAUUUACAUUUACUAGAUUACGACUUACAGAACAAAUCAACAUGAACAAUUGAACAAGUAACGCUUUCAACUGACGACUAAUGGCUGUAAAAGUAUAAAAUAAUAAAAAUACAUUUAAUUCACAUUUUGCAUAUUAUUUUCUCAUAAUCGGAUAUUUAUUUAUAGCCUUUAGAAACAUAUUAAUGUCACGUACUCAUAUCUAAUUUAAUUAUUUUAACCUACUUGUAAAGCGUCAUUAUUCAACAAUCACAAUUUAUGAUACGUUAUUCCUCUCAACUUUAACAUAGUACAAAAUACAAAUCAACUUAUUUUUACUUAUUACGAACUAUAUAGAUUAUAUUCCAAAAUUAAUUAUUGAUAUAAAUAACAGUUGAGUGAUAAUUGGUAUUGCAUAAUAUUUGUUCAUAGAGUUCUGUUGUGUAAAUUUUAACACUAAUUCAUACUUUUUGUAAUAGACAAAUGUGUCGAAUAAUUUGUAAAUGCAUAGAUAACAAAUUUAAAAUAUUUCUUUCAUGACUGAAGUAAAUGACUCUGAGGCUUCUUCAAUAUACAGAGGGUGUUCUUUUUGGAGCUGGUUUCCUUGGAGCUCAAUGUCGUGGAAAUGCUUACAAGAAGCCGAGCGGAAAUUAUUUGCAUAUGUUCAAUCUCCAUAUCGUACAAGAUAUGUCAACCUAGGCCCAGUUGUUGAACAAGAAGAUAAAAUAUGGACAUUAGAAGUUAACACUGAAAAACGUGAAACCCCUGUAGUUUUAUUGCAUGGUUUUGGAGCUGGUAUUGGGCUUUGGUGUAUGAAUGUUGACAAAAUAUCAAAUAAUUGUAGACCUGUAUAUGCCAUGGAUCUAUUGGGCUUUGGUCGUAGUUCUAGGCCAAAAUUUAGUACAGAUCCUGAACAAGUGGAGCAUCAAUUUGUAAAUGCCAUUGAAAAAUGGAGAACAGAAAUUAAACUUGAAAAAUUUAUUCUUCUUGGCCAUAGUUUUGGAGGAUAUUUAGCUACUGCUUAUUCUAUACAACACCCCGAAAGAGUUCACCAUUUAAUACUUGCUGAUCCUUGGGGAUUUCCCGAAGAAGACAAAAAUAUUAAGAACAAAAUUCCUUGGUGGGCUAAAGGACUAUUUUAUGCUCUUAAAUCAUUAAAUCCACUGUGGCCUGUGAGAUUUGCUGGUCCUUAUGGUCAAUGGUUAGUGACAAAUUUGAGAUCUGAUAUACUGAAGAAGUUUGAACCAGUUCUUGGAGAACAAUCAAGUGUGAUUGGGGAAUAUAUAUUUCAAUGUAAUUCUCAACGUGCAACGGGCGAAAGUGCUUUUACUUCAUUAGUUACUGGUUUUGGUUGGGCUAAGAACCCAAUGAUUAAGCGUAUACAUAAUUUAGAUAAAAGAGUGCCCAUUACAUUUAUUUAUGGACAAAACACUUGGAUGGAUCAAAGUAUUGGACAGAAAAUUAAAUUAGAAAGAGAAAAUAAUUUUGUUCGUGUUGAGACUAUACCCAAUGCAGGUCAUCAUGUUUUUGCUGACCAAUUUGAAGUAUUUAAUAAUCUAGUUGAUAAAAUAUGCAAAGAAAAUGUGAUUGAAAUUGAAGAAUAGUGAAACCAAGUUACAACACAAUUGAGAUAUAUGAUUUGUAUUUAUAUUAUACGUUACAUUACUUAUUUACAUUAACAUAAAAUAUUA
Messenger RNA from Myzus persicae (green peach aphid), 1865 nucleotides. RefSeq names its product protein ABHD4 (gene puml). Bases 711 to 1778 code for a protein of 355 amino acids. NCBI's taxonomy places the organism in Eukaryota, Metazoa, Arthropoda, Insecta, Hemiptera, Aphididae. The record is from RefSeq and is a predicted model, not a curated record. The transcript has 7 exons. Gene Ontology annotation, cellular component: lipid droplet.